Molecule: messenger RNA, 3891 nt
Organism: Phacochoerus africanus (Common warthog)
Lineage: Eukaryota; Metazoa; Chordata; Mammalia; Artiodactyla; Suidae
Gene: ZBTB5
Product: zinc finger and BTB domain containing 5
Exons: 3
Coding region: 362-2509 (715 amino acids)
Biological process (GO): regulation of transcription by RNA polymerase II
Cellular component (GO): nucleus
Molecular function (GO): RNA polymerase II cis-regulatory region sequence-specific DNA binding; protein binding; DNA-binding transcription factor activity, RNA polymerase II-specific
Source: RefSeq, a predicted model, not a curated record
GACUCUGUCAGCGGGAGCGGUGGUGGCGCGCGCUGGCGCGCUCACGUGGAGACAGUUGAGCUCUGGGGGAGCUGGGUGGGCGGCGCGAGCAGGGUCUUGUCUAGGCGUCUGGGCGCGCGCCGAAGCGUACCGGUGCCCCCCCGCGUCUGCCCUGCCUGUCUUUCCUGAGGGUUAUUGUUACCCUCAGAGCGGAGGGGCCAAGGCGGGUGGGAGGCGUGUUCUGCGCAGGCGUCCCCCGCGUCCCGACGCCAGGCUGUCUGUUCGCCGGGUGGGGCGGGGGCUCUUGCCCCCCUCUGAUCUGCGUGCGGGCUACGUCGGUUCCUGGGAUCGCGUGGAAAAGACCAGCACCCUGGCAGGGAUCAUGGAUUUUCCUGGCCACUUUGAACAGAUCUUCCAGCAGCUGAACUACCAGAGACUUCAUGGGCAGCUCUGUGAUUGUGUCAUCGUGGUGGGGAACAGACAUUUCAAAGCUCACCGCUCCGUCCUGGCGGCAUGUAGCACGCACUUCCGAGCCCUGUUCUCAGUGGCAGAGGGAGAUCAGACCAUGAACAUGAUCCAGCUGGAUAGCGAGGUGGUGACAGCGGAGGCCUUUGCUGCACUGAUUGACAUGAUGUAUACCUCCACCCUCAUGCUGGGGGAGAGCAAUGUUAUGGAUGUCUUAUUGGCAGCCUCUCACCUUCAUCUGAACUCUGUUGUUAAGGCAUGUAAGCAUUACCUAACGACAAGGACGCUGCCCAUGUCCCCCCCGAGUGAGCGCGUUCAGGAGCAGAGUGCCCGCAUGCAGCGCUCCUUUAUGCUGCAACAGCUGGGCCUGAGCAUCGUGAGCUCAGCCCUCAAUUCCAGCCAGAGUGGCGAGGAGCAGCCGGCCCCUAUGAGCUCCUCAAUGCGCAGUAACCUGGACCAGCAGACACCCUUCCCCAUGAGACGCUUGCAUAAGCGCAAGCAGUCUGCAGAGGAGCGGGCCCGGCAGCGCCUCCGACCCGCCCUGGAUGAGUCUGCCAUCUCCGACGUGACGCCAGAGAAUGGGCCGUCGGGGGUUCAUUCCCGGGAGGAGUUCUUUUCACCAGACUCUCUGAAGAUCGUGGAUAACCCUAAGGCCGACGGGAUGGCCGACAACCAGGAUGACAGUGCCAUGAUGUUUGAGCAGUCUUUCGGUGCUCAGGAAGAGGCCCAGGUGCCCAGCCAGUCGGACAACAGCGCCGGCAACAUGGCCCAGCUGUCCAUGGCCUCCCGAGCCACUCAGGUCGAGACUAGUUUUGAGCAGGAAGCUGCAACUGAGAAAAGUGGUUUUCAGUGUGAAAACCCUGAGGUUGGCCUUGGCGAGAAGGAGCACAUGAGAGUGGUGGUUAAAUCUGAGCCCCUGAGCUCUCCCGAGCCUCAGGAUGAAGUGAGCGACGUGACCUCCCAGGCGGAAGGCAGUGAAUCGGUGGAAGUGGAGGGAGUGGUGGUCAGUGCUGAGAAGAUCGACCUCAGCCCCGAGAGCAGCGACCGGAGUUUUUCUGAUCCCCAGUCCAGCACCGACCGGGUUGGGGACAUCCAUAUUUUGGAAGUCACAAAUAACCUCGAGCAUAAAUCCACUUUCAGCAUUUCAAAUUUUCUUAACAAGAGCAGAGGGAGUAACUUCAGCGCAAAUCAGAGCAAUGAUGAUAAUAUCCCAAACACCACUAGUGACUGCAGGCUGGAGGGGGAGGCUCCCUAUUUGCUGAGUCCAGAAGCUGGGCCUGCGGGCGGGCCCUCCUCUGCCCCUGGCCCUCACGGGGAGAACCCAUUCAGUGAGCCCGCAGACUCCCACUUCGUCAGGCCUAUGCAGGAAGUGAUGGGUCUGCCCUGUGUGCAGACCUCAAGCUACCAGGGAGGAGAACAGUUUGGGAUGGAUUUUUCCAGGUCUGGUUUGGGGCUGCAUUCCUCCUUCUCCAGGGUGAUGAUGGGCUCCCCAAGAGGAGGAGCCAGUAACUUUCCCUACUACCGCCGCAUAGCUCCCAAGAUGCCAGUGGUCACUUCGGUCAGGAGCUCUCAGAUCCCCGAGAACGCUGCCAGCUCCCAGCUCAUGAUGAACGCGGCCACAUCCUCAUUUGAAAAUGGCCAUCCUUCACAGCCCGGCCCUCCGCAGUUGACAAGGGCAUCUGCCGAUGUCCUGUUAAAGUGCAAGAAGGCCUUGUCAGAGCACAACGUCUUGGUUGUAGAGGGAGCUCGCAAGUAUGCCUGCAAAAUCUGCUGCAAGACUUUCCUGACCUUGACAGAUUGCAAGAAGCACAUCCGUGUUCACACAGUUCCACGUUUGGAAGUCAGAAAAGAGCUAGUGUUUGUCUUCGUUCUGAUGAUGUGGAGUCCUGUUCAGUGGGAUCUUUCAUGGUGCAUUUACCCUUUGCUCCAUGCAGACUUCGGGGGCCGGUCUAGCCGGACACAUCUCACCCAAUGGCAAGCCCCUUCUCUGCUUGGCUUCUUCACACUCUCAUGCCCCUUAGGGCAUCUUUCCAAGCCUAGAUUACUGUUUCUAGUUAAAAACUAACCAAAAGUGAAGUCAACCCACUCCCCCCACCCGCCAUAGGUUUUAUUACUGUUAAAUACUAUAGUUUUAAGGUACAGGCCCUGAAUUUUUGUUGUUGCCCCAACCCAAUACCAAAUGUUUAAGAUCGUUAGACACGUAGCAGUCUUCAUGGACGAAUACUCUGCAGACUCUGUAAGAGGGUUGGGCAGCCCAGAGCAUAGAAUUCACCACGCAGCAUCUGAGACAGAGGAGUCAUCUGGUCACUGCCCUAGGCCUUCUCUGGGCCCCGCAGCCUCACUUGCCCAGCCCUCCCGUGGUCUCCUGACCUCGUGCCACCAGGGCUUCAGGCAGCACCGUUUGGCAGAGCCCUGACUCGGUGCUCCAGGGCGAACAGCACAGGUUAUCGCGUUUCUGUAGAGCUCAUGGAGUCGGUUUAAUUCAUGCAUGAACAUGAGUUCAUUUUUUUAUACAGCCUUUUGAGAGACACCAAGCCAUGGUGCAUAACUGAGAAACCCGUCAGUCCUUGUGUUUAGAAAGGUCAUCAGCGUGUUUUCGCCUCUUCAUCGAGUGUGUGCAGUUACACAUCUGUCUGGAUAAACUUAUACAUGUUCAUUGUCGGGCUCAGCAUCUCCUAUGAACUCAUUCCCAGGGAGGAAAACCAAAAGGGAAACUUCUGAUUCCUCUCCUUCCAUCAGAUGUGGGGAGAGAUGGUUGGAGGAUAGGGGAUCCCUUGUGGAGUGCAGGUGUGUGUGGCUGAUUGUUGGCAGUCGUGCUCUGACUUGACAUGAGGAGCUCCACAUCCACCCUUCUGUGGGGACCAGUGUCUGAGAUGAACCCUGGGAGGCAGGCAGGUGGGUCAGCGUGGAGAACAAGAGCGGCCCUGCCUGGCCUGGGAAGAGGGACCGGUGGCACCAGGAAGAGCAGCGGCAGCCCUGCUCCCCUUCCACCUCGAAGAGGAGGUGCCAGAAGCUGCUGCCUCACCUGAGCUCCAGCUUAAGUGGACUUGGCUUCCUUCGGGGCCUGUCUCUGACACGGCAGCGGGAGCCCUGCCUCUCCACUGCCAGGUGGAAUCUGGAAUCUCUCAUCUACCUCUUAGUCAAUCAGUUUCUACGUGUGAGAAGCAAGCUUGUGGGCCAGUGUCCUCGUACAUGCUGUAGCACUUAAGAAAUAAUUCAGAGGUUCCCCGGAAAAACAGUCCCAGGGUUCCUUUGAUCAGUAGUUUUUACCUGAAUUAUAACUGGUAUUGGGUACCUGGAUUUUGAUGGUUAGCCUUAAUUAUAGCCUGGCAUAAUCAUUUCUGGUGACCAAAUCAUAAAGUUCUAUCAGGGCACCCAUGUCAGUGGUGCUAUGCUGGUCAAAAUUUGAAACUUUGAAAUAAAGAAUUUGUCAUAUUCAUGCCUCAA